This is a messenger RNA of Oreochromis aureus, 1487 nucleotides long. Its product is annotated as protein shisa-5-like. The record is from RefSeq and is a predicted model, not a curated record. Lineage: Eukaryota; Metazoa; Chordata; Actinopteri; Cichliformes; Cichlidae. The transcript has 5 exons. Bases 62 to 682 code for a protein of 206 amino acids.
ACAGACACAAGUAGGAAGAGUCGUCCCUGUAAGUCAAGCUCAUUUCCUUUUACACGACAUCAUGUCUCUUACAGUUUCGAGUGUCUUACCUUGUCUCGUGUGUCUUUUGUGUGUGUUUUUGGUCCCAGCGGAAUCAGACGAGUCGUGCCUUAGCUUUGUGGAUACGUACGGUGUCACACAUGAUGCUGAAAAAUGUAACAAGUACUGCUGUGGCACAUGCAAUCUAAGAUACUGCUGCAAGGAUAAGCCCAAGCAGCUAAAUCAGGAAUCCUGUUCUGGAAGUUUGGCAAGUACAAGCCAAAUUGGUCUGAUUGUGGGAAUCGCCGUAGGGAGUUUAAUUCUUCUGCUGUGUGUGGUUCUCAUAAUCUGCUGUUUGGCUCCUUGCUGCCUUUGCUACAUGAAAUGUCGAAAAAGGCCGACUGAAAGACAGAUAAUUGUGAUAAAUUCCAACACACCUCAGCAGCCGCCCCACCCAGGCUACCAGGCUGUGCCUUCAGGCCCGCCCAUGCCCACAGCUCCACCACCCUCCUACCAAGAAAGUACCAAUCCUACUCACCCAGUGCUGCUCACCGGGGAGCCGAUGUACCCUCUGCAACCUCCAAGCCAGGCUACUGCUCCGCCACCAUAUUCAUCGGACCCUCAGCCAGCACCGUACAACCCUUCUCAUAAUCCAAAUCCUUGAAUGUAUACAGCUUACCAGACUGUUGCUAUGCCACACUACAGCUUUUAAAGACCCAGGGAUGAAUGUAUAAACAAUGCUGUGUAUGCCUAUCCAAAACAAUAUUGUAAACCAUGUUAAGUAUGAUAAGGUAGAUUGGAACUAACUGAGUUUUCUUGUUUAAAAUAUAUUUUUUAGGUAACUUUUUUUUCUCUCUUUUUUUUGGAGGUAUUUGUGGUUGCUACAAAUGGCAGCCCUGCCUAUUGUGUGUACUGACAGCUGCUUUGUGUUGUUCCUGUAUGGCCUUCGGGCGGGUCGUUUGCUCGGAACUUACAGAGCUUCCAUUACUUUUGACCUUCAGUAGAUUUUGUGUGUGUGUGUGUGUGUGUGUGUGUGUGUGUGUGUGUGUGUGUGUGUGUGUGUGUGUGUGUGUGUGUGUGUGUGUGUGUUGUUGCAGUGCUGAGGUCGCCAAAUGUGUGAUAAUAUUAUUUUCUGGAUUAAUAUGCUGGACUGACACUAAGGUAAUCACUUCUAAGUUGGGUGGAACCCCAUGUUUAAAUCUGUCCUUAGCUUUCAUCCAAAUAAAUAAAUAAAAAAGAUUGAACUUAGAAACAAAGUAUGCAAUUUAAAGAUGUUUAGAAAUUAAUGUGUAUACCUUUGUAUGCUUUUGUAUUUAGUUUUCUUGGAAAAAUACAGUGUUUUUGUAUCUGGUCCCUAAUUGAACCUUGGCUCUCAAAGACAUGUCAAAUCUGUGGAUUACGUUGUGUUUACAUGACGAGAGCUCUCAAUCACCAUUCACACAAUUAAAUAAGUGUUCCUAAUUUCUGAA